Molecule: messenger RNA, 1092 nt
Organism: Lizanozyma spartinae
Lineage: Eukaryota; Fungi; Ascomycota; Pichiomycetes; Serinales; Debaryomycetaceae
Gene: RPL4B
Product: 60S ribosomal protein uL4
Exons: 1
Coding region: 1-1092 (363 amino acids)
Biological process (GO): translation
Cellular component (GO): ribosome; cytosolic large ribosomal subunit
Molecular function (GO): RNA binding; structural constituent of ribosome
Source: RefSeq, a predicted model, not a curated record
AUGUCUGCUCGUCCUCAAGUUUCCGUCAUCUCCGUCAGUGGUGAACAAUUGUCCACCCAAGUUCCAGUCCCAGCUGUCUUCGCUGCCCCUGUCAGACCAGACAUUGUCCACUCUGUCUUUGUCAAGGUCAACAAGAACAAGAGACAAGCUUAUGCCGUUUCUGAAAAGGCUGGUCACCAAACCUCUGCUGAAUCAUGGGGUACUGGUAGAGCUGUUGCCAGAAUUCCAAGAGUUGGUGGUGGUGGUACCCACAGAUCUGGUCAAGCUGCUUUUGGUAACAUGUGUAGAGGUGGUCGUAUGUUUGCUCCUACCAAGACCUGGAGAAAGUGGCACGUCAAGGUUAACCACAACGAAAAGAGAUACGCUACUGCUUCUGCUGUUGCUGCUUCUGCCGUUACUUCUUUGGUUUUGGCUAGAGGUCACAGAGUUGAACAAGUUAAGGAAUUACCUUUAGUUGUUGCUAACGACUUUGAAGGUGUUACCAAGACCAAGGAAGCUGUUGCUGUCUUGAAGGCUGUUGGUGCCCACAAGGAUGUUGUUAAGGUUAUCAAGUCCAAGAAGUUGAGAGCCGGUAAGGGUAAGUUGAGAGGUAGAAGAUUCACCCAAAGAAGAGGUCCAUUAGUUGUCUACUCUCAAGAUAAUGGUCUUGUCAAGGCUUUGAGAAACGUUCCAGGUGUUGAAACCGCUAACGUUAAGCACUUGGGUUUGUUACAAUUGGCUCCUGGUGCUCACUUGGGUAGAUUUAUCAUCUGGACCCAAGGUGCUUUUGAAUCUUUGGACUCUGUCUACGGUUCCGAUGCUACCAAGUCUAUCAAGUCUGGUUACACUUUACCAUCUAACAUCAUCACCAACACUGACGUCACCAGAUUAAUCAACUCUGCUGAAAUCCAAGCUGUUGUUAGACCUGCUGGUCAAGCUACCCAAAAGAGAUCUCACGUCUUGAAGAAGAACCCAUUGAAGAACAAGCAAGUUUUGUUGAGAUUGAACCCUUACGCUAAGGCUUACUCUGCUGAAAAGUUGGGUUCUGCUAAGGCUUCUGGUUCCAAGGCCAAGCCAUCUAAGGGUCAAUUUGCUCAAGUUUUGAAGAACUAA